UUUAUUUAUUUUCUGUUUGGUUGUUCAUGUUAUAUAUUAAAUGUAUCAUAUCAGAGUCCAGUGUGUGAACAGGUCACGGUCCUGACGUUAAAGUCACAUGUAUUCUGAUACGACUGUUCACACUGAGGUCAUAUUGAUGUGUAACUGAGUAUGUUUUUUACAGUGUGGUAUCAAGCUGUACUUUUGAAUACCUCUCGCAGUACUGAUGACAAGCAGUGGUGGAAGAAGAACCUAUUGAUGCCCUUGAGUUAGUGUAUUCAUUAGUCACGUGUCCGACUGAUCCUUCAUGUAUAAAUCACACCUGUGACUCUCGGAGGCCGACAGUCCUGGACACAUGACCACGACGAUGUAUACCUUGAGCUUCCUGUGUGCCUUGGGCCUCUUUGCUGCUCUUCAGGUGCCUGGCACCUUGGCGGAGGAUGUGGAGCCCAUGGCAGAGGGCACCGUCCUGGUCUCUUCCUCAGACAAGGUUGAGAUUGUGAACAAGCAUAAUGCCCUGAGGAGAGGUGUUCAGCCUACUGCCAGCGACAUGUUGGAAAUGAAAUGGAACGACGAGGCUGCAGCCAACGCUCAGAAAUGGGCCAACACCUGCUCCAUGAAGCACAGCCCUGCCAGCUCCAGAGAGAUCAGAACUAGCGGCUGUGGGGAGAACCUGUACAUGUCCAGCUUCAAGAACACCUGGAGCAACGCCAUCCAGUCCUGGUAUGACGAGGUGAAGGACUGGCGCUACGGAGUGGGAGCCAUCAACGGAGGAAUGAUCGGACACUUCACACAGCUUGUUUGGUACAGGUCCAACUAUCUUGGCUGCGCUAUGGCCCACUGUCCCAACUCUUCAUACAAGUACUUCUACGUCUGCCAAUACUGUCCACCUGGAAACUACCAGUACGCUCGCCCCUACCAGCAGGGACCCACCUGCGGUGACUGCCCCAAUGCCUGCAGCAAUAAACUGUGCACCAACCCAUGUCCGUACGCUGAUAAGUACAGCAACUGUCCUGAUCUGAAGAAGCAGUGGAGCUGCAGUCACGGUGACGUGGCAUCCUGGUGCCCCGCCUCCUGCAAGUGCACCAACCAGAUCAUUUAAAUGUCCACACGGUCUCUGACUCAUCAGUCAGUUUCAAUA
Morone saxatilis (striped sea-bass) is the source of this 1120-nucleotide messenger RNA. Its product is annotated as serotriflin-like. Lineage: Eukaryota; Metazoa; Chordata; Actinopteri; Moronidae. The transcript has 9 exons. The record is from RefSeq and is a predicted model, not a curated record. Gene Ontology annotation, cellular component: extracellular region. The coding region runs from base 335 to 1081 and encodes 248 amino acids.